AACAAUCAAAGGCCGAGUCGAUUCAUUUCCUUAACCACGAUAUGGAGGAUUGUCAACUCUCCACACGGCCCGGAGUCAUGCAAUUCAAAGGCCCAUUUUGAAAUAUACCUUAGAACCCCAACUCACCAAUCAAGCAUGAAAACAUACUUCCACUAUAGAAAAAGUUUAUAAAAGAGCGAAUUUUUUUUCAUUCUAACUCUCAUGCAUAAUCUAUUCACAAACCGCCAAUACCCUAUGCAUUUUAAUAAACUUUUUCUCCUAAUGAUGAGCACAUUUCAUAGAUUUCCAUGAACUCCUCAAACCAAUGACGUUUUUUCUAUUCACAUAGAAGAACACAACAUAUUUUCAAUAAAUCAAGAAUUGUUUAUUGGACUUAAACAAUCUCAAUUUAAAGAAAAUGGAAAACAAAAACAUAACAUAACAAAAUCACUUUAUAACGAAUUCUAAGAAAAAUGAAUCAACUUAUGGGGCUAAGAAGUCCAAAUUCCUUAAAAUCAACGAACACAAGGCACAACAAAGAAACACAAACACGUAUGAAUUUGGAGUUUAUUUAACUAUCUUAUGGAGCUAAAAUAACUUCAACAAAAACCGAAUUCCACAUAAAACCUACUUAUGAAUUUGAAACAAUUCAAUCAAUUCAACAACAACUUGUGCAAUAAUUGAAGUAAACAAGAAAGAAUCAAUUCUCAUUCAUAAGGGAAUAUAUAUAAACAUUAAAGAAAAUACCCAUAAAAGAACACCAACCAUUUUGAGAUUUUUGAAAUUAACACAAACAAAUAAACAAAAAUGUAAAAAUUAAACUAAAAACAACACUUUACAAAGGAUUGGAGAACAAAAUUGGAGAAACAAGCUUUAUUGAAGAAGAUGAAUAAAUUAAAGGAUUGGAGCUUGAAGAAAAGUUGCUGCCAACCAUCGUCGUCCGCCGGCGAGCAGUGGUCCGCCGCCGUCUGCUUCCUCCUCUGGUGCGCGGCUUCAAUCUCAGUUGCCGCGGCCUAGAGCCGCGGCUCUCUGCGUGAUAUUUCCCCCCUCCUCUGAAGCUUUAAUCAUCAUCAAUUUAUAGCAAGAGGAUUGUUUACCGUUGUAGAUUUGAGUGAGUAGAGAGUGCCGUUGCUAUUGAUUGAGGCGAAACUGACGGAGGAGCGUUGAAGAAGCUGGGCGCUGGUUUAUCGCGAAGAAGAAGAAGUCAUAGACUUCAAUUCUCCGUUCUUUUUUUUUUCUUGCGUGAAGAUAAAGAUUCUUUACCGUGCACCAAACCUCAAGAGAAGCAGAUGUUCAAGGGCUGUCCGUCGGUCUCUUUCUCUAAAUCAGAUGUGGAAAGGUUCUCGCAGCGUUUCAAAUAUGCGGUGGUCGGCAGAUUCCGGCGGAAACCUCCAGUCUCAGUCGUGAAAAGUUUCUUAGAUCGGCUAGGCUUCGCUGGGGGUUUUCCCGUUGGAGAUCUCCACUCCAAUAGCAUGCUCAUCAACUUCGAUCGUGACGAGGACUAUCAACGCUUCUUCUUCCGGAAAUCCUGGACGAUUGGUAAGGAGGUCAUGGUGGUCACUAAAUGGUCUCCCAACCUUAAGCCGGAUGAAGAUUCCCCUAUUGUUCCUGUUUGGAUCUCCAUACCACAUCUCCCUAUUCAUCUUCAUGAUCAGACAGCACUCUUCGCUAUCACUUCCACUAUUGGAACUCCUUUGAAAGUGGAUAGUGUUGGAGUUGUGCCCUGAUGACCAACUGUUUAUCGUUAUUCUAUCAUGUAUAGGCAGAUAUAAUAUGUUUACACAUCUCAUGCUAAUGUAAACAAAUAUUAUAUUCCUAGAUUUAUAUUUAAAAGAUGUUUAUCAGAUAGUGUUCUUCUGCUGAUGAGACUAACAUCUUGAAAUAAAUAUUUAUCUAAAUGUCCAUAGUCGAGUAUUAACGAGAGUGGGAUAUCGUUAAUGCAUGUGAGACUAGUGUGUGUUGGAUGUUUGACUUAGUCUCAUAGUCAAUGACGGUGUGUUCGCAUCCGCACAUGGGCAGAUAUUAUCUAGAAAUAAUAGGAUGCCGGACUG
Molecule: messenger RNA, 2030 nt
Organism: Cuscuta campestris
Lineage: Eukaryota; Viridiplantae; Streptophyta; Magnoliopsida; Solanales; Convolvulaceae
Source: the annotation of a GenBank genome assembly